AUUGGUGAAGAGGCUGGUCUUGCAAUGCCUUUGAAUAUUUUACUUUUAGGCAGUUCCUCAUCAGUCAGCCACACGCAUCCGAGGCGAGCUGAAGCUAACUACAGCCAUGGACAGCACUAGGAGAUCUCAAAUCUAAUCGCACGCAUCAUUCCUCCGGGAUAUUUUUUUAAAUUCCAUAUCUAAACACGCUGACAGGCAGCUGCACUCAUACACACUCUCUCUCACACACACACACACACACACACACACACAUCCACACGUCGCAGAGCCGCCGAGCAAACACCUUGUCUCCUCUCGCAGGAUAUACCCGCUCACACACAUCUCUCUUUAUCUCCUCCUGGCUUCCCGGAGGAUCCUGCCGGCUGUUUUUCAUGGAGAAAGUCCAGGGAGAAAUGGAGAUUGAGAGAUGGGAAAGAAGUGAAGAAAUUUCAGACGCAGAAAAAAAGGUUAUUCAAGAGAUAUGGAGCAGAGUAUAUGCAAACUGCGAGGACGUUGGGGUCUCCAUACUCAUCAGGUUUUUUGUGAACUUCCCCUCGGCCAAGCAGUACUUCAGCCAGUUCAAGCACAUGGAGGACCCGUUGGAGAUGGAGAGGAGCUUGCAGCUGCGCAAGCACGCUCGGAGGGUCAUGGGGGCCAUCAACACUGUGGUGGAGAACCUCAACGACUCUGAAAAGGUCUCCUCUGUCCUGGCCCUGGUGGGCAAGGCCCAUGCCCUCAAGCACAAAGUGGAGCCCAUCUACUUUAAGAAACUCACUGGUGUCAUGCUGGAGGUCAUUGCUGAGGAAUACCCCAACGACUUCACCCCGGAGGCACACGGAGCCUGGACCAAGAUGAAGACCCUCAUCUACACCCAUGUGACAGCAGCCUACAAGGAGGUGGGCUGGGCUCAGUACCCCACUGCCACCCUGUGAGUGCCCAGGGGGCCACGAGAGGGGCAGGGAGGGCUUCGCUCACCCCAGGACUUCACUCUGGUCUCUUCUCAAGGUCUUUGCUCGGUUUGGGGAGCCCGGUAGGGCCAGUUCUGUCAGCUGCCAAGUCACAAUUUGAUCUCCGUGGGGUUUAAAAACAAACUAAAUAAGCCAAAAAAACCACAGAACCAUGAAGGGUGUGGGUGGGUUGGGGUGAAGCAGUUGCAGGGGAUGCUGGAAGGGGAUGCAGAGGGCGAGGGGAGAGCAUUGGUUGUUGGCUCCAUCUUCCUGUCCUGGCCUGUCCAUCACCACCUCCCAAAUCCUGCACCUCACUUGCACCAUCUCGAAGGCCCUUGCACAAGUGCUGCUGCCCUGCUCACUGACGAACAACACAGCCCUCAUUUUCCAUGUGAAGCCCCUGGGUAAACCUGGCUUCUGGGGGCACACCUGGAGCCCUCCGACUGGCACCGAGAACGCUUUGCUUUGCACUUUGUGUAUCACCUGGCAGGGCUGGCAGCCAGAGCCACUCUGGGUGCCCAUCACCCCGUGCUCCAGGUGGGCAGCAGCGCUCACAUCUCCUGUCACCCACAGUCCCUGUCCUUGGCUGGCUGCUGCAAACCCUCCUGGGGUGGGAGAGAAGCUCCCCCACAGCAUGAGAGAGUGGGAAGGAGGGGGAUGCCUUUGGGGGAAUCCCUCAUGGCUCAGAGCCUGGUGUGUAGGUGGGAUCCCUGUGUCAUAUGUGGGGAGCUGGUGAGUCCACCCACUGCCCUCCAGCUCCCUGAGGAGGGGCUUGGGUAGCAUAGGAUGUGCCACUGCCCUGGGAGCUGGUGUGUGUAGGUCUGUCUGCCCAGCUCUGCCCUCUCAGUGAGAAGGGGGGUCAGGCUGUGACUAGGAGAUGGAAAGAUGGCACAGACAUAUCAGGAGGGAUUUCUGGUUAUGAGGAAAGGUCCCUUCUACUGUUAAAAUUAAUAAAUACUUUGUAUAGAGCAUAUUCCUGCCCUCGUGGUGAAACUGGGUUCCUCCAAAUAAAGUGCCUGGUAGAAAUCAGCCCACGCAGGAGCUGUGUCCCUCCUGGGGACAGCAGUGCUCCUGCCUGGGCCGGACAAAGGCUUCUCCCACACCCCCCAGAACGUGGCUGCAGGGCUUGGAGCACUCAUCCCGCCUCCAACACCAACUCCUCCUGAACCUCCAGGUCAGUCUGCCUGGUUGGUUUGUGCCUCAGUUUCCCCUGCAGAUAUGAAAAAGGGAGGAGGAGCAGCCCUGUUGCCUCCUGCCCACAUGUGGUUGGAUUUAUAACAUUUCUGGGAACUGAAUGGCAAAGGACUGAGGAUGAAAUGUCAGAUGUGCUGGGAAGCUUUGGAAUCCUUGCCACCCAAUAUUUCCCUAAAGGCCUCUGCUAUUUUUAGAGCUCAAGCAUGAAGGGCAAUGUUAUCUGCUGAAGUGGGAGGAGGGUUCCCUUCUGAGAUUUCCUCUGGCCUUGCUCCACCGCUGUCCUGGAGAGCUGGCAGCUUCCUGAGAGAGACCAGCUCCUCUCCUGGAUGCCAGCUGGACAGGCAACAAGCCCACAGUUCCAGCUGGGAUCCCCACAGCCACCUUGGGGACAUCCCUCCACUGUGGGGGCAGUGUCACUCCCCCAGGCUGACCUCCCUCCUCCAGAGCAAACAGACAGACAGAAACUCCUGCUGUGCUCACCUGUGCUUUUAACCAUCCCCAGGAACAGGUUUAUUAUGUCUCAAAAUAGCCCCAGGACUCCAAUAAUGUCACUGCAGCCACUCUGGCCUUGCAGUUCUUUCCUUCCUGCAUCCCACAUUACCACUGAUGGAGAGGAGCCACGGGGCCUGGAGCAGUGGCAUGUCCUGGGCACCCAUGGAGAGCUGGGUGGCAAUAACAGUUGGGGCACAGCUGUCCUUGGCAUGGCAGCACACAGGGGGUUGUAAAAGGAAGGGACAGGCACAGGGUGACAAGUGGUGCUGCUUUGCUCAUGGGGUGGGCUGUCACUUAGAGUCAGCAUCCCCAAAAUUCAGCCCAGCAGCCUGCACGGGUGAAGGUGCCAGUGGCUGCUGCCUCCAGCUCACGCUGGAGUGUCACAGCGGCUGCUCAUCCCUCGAGGGUCAGUGGAGGCAUCCCUCAAACAGCUGCUGCUGCCUGGGGUGGGGAUGGAUGGGAAAAACCUGUUCAGUCAUUGACUUCCCUCCAGUGCAGGACUGGAGAGGGAUCACUUGGAUCAAGACUGUUAGAUGAUAUUUGUGUGUGUGCACAUCACGGGACUCACGAGCAUGGCUUUGCUGACUCCUGCCAAGGCCUUGAGGCCAGCAGCACAUAUUUCUGAGGAGUUCAUUUCUCUGAGCAGUUCACGUUCUCCCUGUGCUCUGUGGACGCUGGGCCAGGGAUGUUUCCGUACAGGGAUGUUUCAUCUUUAGACAAAAUUUGCACAUAAACCUUUGAGGUUAAUAAUCUCCAGGUGGGAAUUUUAUUUUUGCAGCGCAAACCCUUCCCCUCCCUUCCCACAACCAAAACUGGGCUCCCAGUCCGAAGAGAAGCCACUUUGGAGUGUCUGGAAAUUCUCCAUGUUCAUGCCCAACCUACCCGUGUGCCUUGGCUUUUGGGGAGCAGCAGCAGGGAGGUGCCCCCACCUCCCCAUUAAACAGCGCUUUGGUUUCUCCUUUCUUUUUUUACAUCCCUAGAAAAAGCUGACCCGUGGCCCCCUGCGCCCACGUGUGUGUGUGCUGGGCUUGGGUUUUUUUCCAGGCACUUUUUCCUAAAGCAGAUCCAGAUGUGUGCAGCUGCUGUCCCUCGAGGAGCACCCCCCAUCAGCCAAAUUGCAGCCACUCCAAUAGAUGCAAACAAAACCACGUUUAUUUUUAUCAGCUUCGUAGGAAGUAACACGGAGCGGGGGGGCGGCCGGGGCAAGGCUCGGGAGGGGAGGGGAGGAGAUGAAAAGAUCGCCCCCUCUUUGCUGCCCGCAGCAGAGGAGGCAUUGCUGAAAUCCGGGAACAUUCUCAUCUGGGGAGAGAUGAAGAUCAACAGAGUAAGGAAAAAGUUCCAUUCCAGAGUGACAGGGCUGAUAAAUGCCAUGUGGAAGAGCAGAAAGGGGGGCCAUGUUCUGGCUCUGUGCAUGGCUCUCCAGCACACACACACCCAUGCACAGCCAUUCCCUGUCACUGCCAGCCCACUGCUCCCCCCCGAUCCCACCACAGCUGACUGGGGGCCCCUUUAUCCCCGUUUGGUUCAGGUCUUGCUCUCUGGGGCUUGACCUUUCACUUCCUGGCACACUUAGGCUGAGCUUUGCUCUCCUUGGUGGUGGCAGGUAGGGACCAACUUGCAAGGUCUUUUCCACAAAGCUCACAGGUGAGAAGCUGAGGCAUCACUGCCAGCACGUGUUGGGGGCCAGCUGGUCUCUCCCCUGCCCGUGGAGGACCCCUGUGCCCCCCAGACCCAGCCAACCCCUGGCUCAGGCAGCGCCUUGGCAUUAUCAUCAGGGCUGGGCUUGGAGCUGGGAUCCAGGUGGGAAAGCCUUUGUGCCCCCUGCCAGGCAGAGAAAUGCUGAGUGAGGGAGGAUUUAGUGUCCCUGGGGCAGGGUCCUCCUUGAGCACCUCAUCCUGGUCCCUUUGGCAGCACCCACUCACAUCAACCAGCUCUUGUCCCCUCCCUUGAAGCUCAGUGUUUGGUCAGAGGGAGUUGAGCCCUGGGGGGAAUGGGAGGCACUGGGUUGGGGUGGGGCACAGAUCCCACCCACCACGUCUCCCCCUCCACGGCCAGCGUUCAUGGCAGUUUAGCUCUGCAGGCACCCAGCCAGAGAGACCCCCCCCAAUAGCACCAGAACCCUUAUGGGCCUUGUGCCACCAACCUCAUCUUCUCUUGGGGAGUGACAAAUCCCCAAGGCAGCCGAGCCGUGAGCUCUCCCAGGGGGGUCCUCUCGCAUCUCUGCCACUUUGUCCCAGGAAAGUGGUCGCAGUGUCUCCCCACUGUCUGAGGGGAUGCUCAGCGACUUCAGGGGGGACCAGAUGUCACCUGGCUGGACUCUGGUGCCAGAACUCAGCCUUCCCUGCCCCUGGCCAUGGGGAAGCUGCCCUGCUGCGGGGAUGUGGGAGCGAGGGCUGCUCGGGGCCAGCACCAUCAGUGCCGGGCAGAGGGAUAAAAGGGGAACCCACGCGCUGACCUUGGACCAGCUUAGGGAAAGGGAGGGACAAAACCACCUGCCUGGCUCUGACCUCUGUGCCAGGCUGCAGCGCUAAUUCUUUUCCACAGCUGAAGUUGUCUCUAAUUGUUGGUAUGUCUGACCCAGCCCCAGCGUGACCCACAGACAUGAGCGUGGUCUGAUGUAACUCCGUGUCUUUCCUGUUCCUGCUGCAGAUCCUGUUCAUGUUCGUGUUCCCCGGCGCUUCCGUGCUGGUUUUAUACCUGAGUUCCGUGUAUAUGGGUGUAACUUGGUUUUCUUUUUGUAGGUUUUUAGUAUGUUUGUAACCAGACAAAAUGGUGUUAUUAAACUGAAACUUGUAUCUUCAGUGGAUAAAUCAAUCAAACCCCCUCCA
Molecule: messenger RNA, 5440 nt
Organism: Vidua chalybeata
Lineage: Eukaryota; Metazoa; Chordata; Aves; Passeriformes; Viduidae
Gene: CYGB
Product: cytoglobin
Exons: 3
Coding region: 372-911 (179 amino acids)
Biological process (GO): oxygen transport
Molecular function (GO): heme binding; oxygen binding; iron ion binding
Source: RefSeq, a predicted model, not a curated record